AUAUAAUGUGUGUUUGUAGUAAGUGAUGUUCUGAAUGUGUCUCUCAGGAAUCAGAGGGACAUAUCAAGGCCUCACAGCGACCGUCCUCAAACAGGGAUCCAAUCAGGCGAUCCGGUUCUUCGUCAUGACCUCUCUAAGGAACUGGUACAAGGGUGACAAUCCCAACAAAUCCAUCAACCCCGUCAUCACCGGAGUGUUUGGUGCGAUCGCAGGAGCUGCUUUGACUGCUGGAAAGCUUGGUCCCCCUCAGUUAAAAAAUCCCAUCUGCGCACCUGGCACAAAAGUAUUCUUGUAAAAUUUAAAUCGACCCACUGAUGUCUCAUGGACUGUUGAAGCGAU
This is a messenger RNA of Carassius auratus (goldfish), 339 nucleotides long. Its product is annotated as tricarboxylate transport protein, mitochondrial-like. The transcript is spliced from 2 exons. The record is from RefSeq and is a predicted model, not a curated record. Gene Ontology annotation, cellular component: mitochondrion. Bases 35 to 295 code for a protein of 86 amino acids. Gene Ontology annotation, molecular function: citrate secondary active transmembrane transporter activity. Gene Ontology annotation, biological process: mitochondrial citrate transmembrane transport. NCBI's taxonomy places the organism in Eukaryota, Metazoa, Chordata, Actinopteri, Cypriniformes, Cyprinidae.